Cololabis saira (Pacific saury) is the source of this 2498-nucleotide messenger RNA. RefSeq names its product hematopoietic death receptor (gene hdr). The record is from RefSeq and is a predicted model, not a curated record. Gene Ontology annotation, cellular component: plasma membrane; cell surface. The coding region runs from base 108 to 1178 and encodes 356 amino acids. Gene Ontology annotation, biological process: positive regulation of apoptotic process; TRAIL-activated apoptotic signaling pathway. The transcript is spliced from 9 exons. NCBI's taxonomy places the organism in Eukaryota, Metazoa, Chordata, Actinopteri, Beloniformes, Belonidae. Gene Ontology annotation, molecular function: protein binding.
AACAUUAGCACUGGCAUAAAAGAAAUAGUUUUUGGUUAAUAUUUCCCAGCUGCACUUUGACUACUGUUAUCUUCUUUCCAAAGGUUUUAGUCUUGGUGUUCCAACCCAUGGCAGCAGCCCCAGGGCCUGGCGUUGUCAGAGAGAUUAGGGAGGUGGACAAGCCCAGGUACUGCAAAGAGGACCUGGAAUACCAACAUGGCAGCAUUUGCUGUGUAAAGUGUCCAGCUGGGACACAUCUGACAUCGCCCUGCACAAAAACAGGAGAGAAGGGGACAUGUGAAGAAUGUAACUUCGGGACAUACACCGAGUUCUCCAAUAACCUGCAUCGGUGCUUAACAUGCACCCCGUGUCGCCCAGAUCAAAUAAUGACCAGACCAUGCAUUCCAACUAAGAAUACUGGUUGCCAAUGCAGACCAGGGAGAUUCUGUGAUCCUCACGAGGCUUGUGAACACUGCAACCUGUGUAAAAGGUGUAACCUCGAUGAGGUUAAAGUGAGGAACUGUACAUCUACCAGUAAUGCAGAGUGCAAGAAAAUGCAUCCCACGUCAGGCUCAGGUCAUGCAGAGGUGAUUGUUCCAGUUGUUCUGGUGCUGUUCCUGUUGCUGGUUAUUGUUCCAAUUGGCAUAUGGGUGGUGAAGAAAUACAGACCAGACUCUCAAAGCCGCCUUCGUAACAUGAGAAAAGGUGGACAGCAGGUGGGGGGAUCCUCAGCUUGCAACGAAGGUGCACCGCUGUACAACAGCCUCAACAGCUCUGCCAGUAACUCCCAGCACAGCCUAACCGGCCCGCAAAGCGCUCCUCUGUUGUCUCAACAACCAACCUUCACGGUCUCCAUGGAGCCAACAAGGAGGGAGCAUGAGCCAUUUCCCCCUCUUGAACCCGUGAACGGUGAAGAAUCCCUUCGGAGAAGCUUUGACUUUUUUGAAAAAGUGGAUAUAGAUCAACACAAGCGGUUCUUCCGCCACCUCGGCCUCGAUGACAAUGUGAUCAAAAGCAAAGAGAGCCUUCCCUACGAAGACCGAAUCCAUGAGCUGCUGAACAUCUGGGUGGAGAGAGUGGGCCGGAGGGCGAGCUUAAAUGACCUCCUGGAAACGCUACUUAACUUAAACCAAAGAAAAACAGCUGAGGACAUCAAGAAUGAAGCUAUUUCAUCUGGCUACUACACUUGUGAUGGUUGAUGUUGGCAGGUUUCCUAUUAAAAGGUAUGGAGAGAGGGACUCUAAUCAAUUUCACACAUGGUUAGAGUUUCCCGUCACUGAUCACUUAUGUAGGAGCCGUUGCAGAAGACUCGUAUCUGUAGCCGUCUUCUAGCAUUAAUAGACGAAGUGAUGGACGUGAGAAGUAAUCUCAUGUCCCUUAUGGUAUCCAGCUUCGUUGAAGGAAACACAGGUACCAGUUAGAGCUUCGCCUUAAACUGGACCUUACAGGGAAUUUGUUUCUCAACCUGAUCUGCCAGUGCAGCAGAGGUUUUGCGAAAGGAGAAAACAUUACUUAGCUUUGCCCGUUAAAGGAGGUAUUAUGUCAAUAUAUUUAAAAUAAACCAAAAAGCUUUGUUUGAACCUUUUCCACAAAGUUUGUCUGAAUUUAACAGAUGAGCUGUUUCUGAUGUUUGUUGAACUGUAAAUUAUUUUUUUAUCAAAUGUAUGUUGUCAAGAACAAUUGUAUUUGAUUUGGACUGGUUCCAGAAAUGUGUUAAGAUUUAUGACAAAUUCAGUGGUAGCGCUUGAUGUGAUCACCAACGACUGAAUGUAGGUCCAGAUCCAGUGUUAUCCAACACUUGCACUGAGUUAGUUUUUUUGUUUUUCUUUUCUGAAAAGAUCCUGGAUAUGAUGACUCUACUCUUAAAUCCAGCCCUAAUUGUUACAAACAAUAAUUUAACAAGAUGCAGGUGUUUUCCGGGGGUUGUGAAAUGUUCUGCCCUAAGUUCCCCUGAGGUGACGCAGGCCUUUGCCUGUUUUUCAUGAAUGGAUAGAAGGUGUGACUUUUGUUUGUCUGCAAUGUUUCACAGUGCCAAAUUGUUUCCUAAUAUGGAAAUAAAUUAGGACAAAAAGCUUUGCUCUGCCCCACCCCUUCUUUUUUUCCCACGUCUGUUUACACAAGCGAGUCAGUUCACUGUCAAAUAAACCCUUGUUAUCACUUUUAUGGAGGGCAUGAAGCAUUAAUAAGAAACUGCCUUACCAUGUAACCAUGCCCCCUGUGUUGUGUUGACACUUCAGUUACAGGACUGUUCACUCGUACAACGAUGGGUGAGAACAAGAGAAGAGAGGAUCAUUCUACAAAAUGGGCUCUGGUGUUUUCAGAGCCAUCUAUCAAAGUAAAUGCAUUGACUGGCUGAUUAUUAUUUAAUGUAUUUAUUUUUCAUGUGAGUCAGCCAUUAAAGAGACCAUGUUUUUAUAAAUGUAUUAAAAAUACCUGAAUUUGACAAAACUUGAUAUGGUGUAUUUUUUUCUUAAUCUAAUGUGUUUUCUUCUUGUCUUAAUCCAUGGCAUUAAUAAAGA